ACCCGCCACUCCCACGCGCCGCGCCCCCCUUCUGUCUCUCCCCCUCAGCGCUCUCCCCCUCUUCUGCCCCUCUGCCACAGCGUCUCGCUCCCUCGCUCCUCAGCCUGCCACUGCACUGCGCUCGCCCUGGCAGCCUCUGCCACUGCGCUCGUCCCGAACGCUCCCCCGAACGCUCCCUGGUCUUCGUUCGUCCAAGCUCACCCUCCCAGCUACUAGACGUUCUGCCACCGGCCUCCCAAGCGUUUAGCCUCGACCUCUCGCCCCGCGCUGCUCCGCUCCGCUGCUCCUCUGCUCCUCCUCUCCUCUCCUCUCCCUCUCCUCUCUCAGUUCCGAUAGCUCGAUGAGAAGACAUCCUGCUCCUCCUCCUCGGUUUCAGUGUCGCUCUUUUUUUCCUGCUUUGGCGAGCGAGCGCGCGGGGGAUCUUUGAGUCGCGGAGUUUUGAACGAGGCGGGCCUGGUGGUCGUGCGUGCGCGCUUCGGGUCGGUGCGCUUCUCCGCGGACGAGCUUUGGGCGGGCAGGCGGGCGGGCGGGCGCGCUGUCGGGCGAGUUGUAGGCUGUGCAGGUUCGGUGGGUAGUUUUCCAGUGUCGGACAGAUGUGAGAGCCGGCGACGCUUUGGUGAAUAUCGUGCCUGGACAGGAGGGAUAGGAUUUAGUCGGCGGCGACGGAAAAUUAUGAAGCGGUGAAUUCCUGGUAGAUCCAUUCGAUAGACAGGGGCGAUAGGAACAGCGUACAAUGUCAUCGUUAAGCAGGGAGCUCGUGUUUCUGAUACUUCAGUUCCUCGAUGAGGAGAAAUUCAAAGAAACCGUCCACAAGCUCGAGCAGGAGUCGGGCUUCUUCUUCAACAUGAAGUACUUCGAGGACCAGGUCCAGGGCGGUGAAUGGGAGGAGGUCGAACGCUACUUGUCUGGGUUCACCAAAGUCGAUGAUAACCGUUACUCCAUGAAGAUCUUUUUCGAGAUCCGCAAACAGAAGUACCUGGAGGCUCUGGACAAGCAAGAUCGAGCGAAGGCUGUGGAUAUUCUGGUGAAAGACUUGAAAGUUUUCUCCUCUUUCAACGAAGAACUGUACAAGGAGAUUACCCAGCUUCUCACUCUGGAGAACUUUCGGGAGAACGAGCAGUUGUCUAAGUACGGAGACACAAAGUCGGCAAGAAACAUCAUGCUCAUCGAGUUGAAGAAGCUGAUUGAAGCAAAUCCGUUGUUCCGUGACAAGCUCACAUUCCCGGCCCUGAAGGCGUCCCGAUUGAGGACCCUUAUCAAUCAAAGCCUGAAUUGGCAGCACCAGUUGUGCAAAAAUCCCAGGCCGAAUCCUGACAUCAAGACUCUUUUCAUCGACCACACAUGCGGCCCUCCGAAUGGCGCACGCGCUCCACCACCUGCCAACAACCCACUUGUUGGCACUCUGCCUAAGGGAGGAACAUUCCCACCGAUUGGUAGUCAUAAUUCCGUUCAGCUGCAGCCUUUCCAGCCAACCCCAGCGCCUUCCGCUAGUGCACUGGCCGGUUGGAUGGCCAAUCCCAACACCGCCGCUCCCCACGCCGCCGUUCCAGCUGGACCAGCUGCUCUUACUCCCUCUCCGAAUCCAGCUUUAUUGAAGAGGCCUCGCACUCCACCAUCAAACGCUCCUGCAGUGGAUUAUCAGUCUGCCGAUUCUGAUCAUCUCAUGAAACGACCACGACCUGGUGGCCAGCCAGUUGAGGAGGUGAAAGCGCAAGUGUACAAUGCUGGUGGUCCCAGCCACCCACAAAAUGCUUACACUCCAGACGAUCUUCCCAAGAAUGUUGCCAGGACUCUUCAUCAGGGCUCUUGUGUUAUGAGCAUGGAUUUCCAUCCCGUCCAACAGACAGUAUUGCUAGUUGGAACGAAUGUUGGCGAUAUUGGUAUCUGGGAAGUUGGAUCGAGAGAUAGGCUUGCGCAGAGGACAUUCAAAGUUUGGGACCUUUCAGUUUGUGGUAUGCCUUUACAAGCUGCUCUUGUCAAAGAUCCGGCUGUUGCUGUCAAUCGGACUGUGUGGAGUCCAGAUGGAAGUUUGCUCGGUGUUGCAUUUUCCAAGUACAUUGUCCAUAUCUACGCCUACAACGGAGGGAGCGAUUUGAGGCAACAUUUGGAGAUUGACGCACAUGUUGGCGGGGUGAAUGAUCUUGCGUUCUCUCAUCCUAACAAACAACUCUGCGUCAUCACAUGUGGUGAUGACAAAACCAUAAAGGUGUGGGAUGCAGUCACUGGGCGAAAGAAUUACACCUUUGAAGGGCAUGAGGCUCCUGUGUACUCUGUGUGUCCUCAUCACAAAGAGAGCAUUCAGUUUAUCUUCUCCACUGCUAUCGAUGGAAAAAUCAAGGCGUGGUUGUAUGAUCUCUUGGGAUCUCGAGUGGACUACGAUGCUCCUGGCCAUUGGUGUACAACAAUGGCGUACAGCGCCGACGGAACAAGAUUGUUCUCUUGCGGUACAAGUAAAGAGGGUGAGUCUUAUCUUGUCGAAUGGAAUGAGAGCGAAGGAGCCAUCAAGCGAACGUACUCUGGGUUCCGCAAGAGAUCGUUGGGUGUUGUGCAGUUUGACACUACACGGAAUCGUUUUCUGGCUGCUGGCGAUGAGUUUCUCAUCAAAUUUUGGGAUAUGGAUAACGUCAACCUUUUGACUACUAUUGAGGCUGAUGGUGGUCUGCCUGCCAGUCCAAGGCUACGGUUCAACAAAGAGGGAUCACUGCUGGCUGUGACUUCCGCUGAUAAUGGCAUCAAGAUUCUUGCGAACUCUGAUGGAAUGAGGCUGUUGAGAGCAUUCGAGAGCAGAGCCUUCGAGAAUACCCGAGGACCUCCAGAGCCUGCUGUUACCAAGGCACCUGGAGUAAACUCUAUGACGGCGGUUAGUAGUGUGCCUUCCGGACCUCCUGUUGGAGGUCCGGAUCGACCCGACAGAAAUACUGCCUCGGCCACAAUGGCGGGUCCAUCGAUGGACGGGUCAAAUCUGAUUGUGGGCCAGGCGCGUCCCCGGGACAGGGGUGGAAAUGACCAUGUGACCCUUUCAAAUCCGACCAAUUUUUCACGAAACGCCGACGGGAAUGGAGUCGACAACAAUCGUCCUCCAGAACAAAAACCAAGGGUACCAGAAGACUUGACGGACAGAGUUAAGAGUUGGAAGUUGACUGAGAUAUCUGAUCCAGGUCAAUGUAGGUCGACUAGACUUCCUGACACUUUACCUGCAAGCAAGAUAUCGAGGUUGAUUUACACCAACUCCGGAGUGGCACUGCUAGCUCUUUGCUCGAGUGCCGUUCAUAAGCUAUGGAAGUGGCAACGCACUGAGCGUAAUCUUACUGGAAAGGCCACGGCAACUGUACCACCCCAACUCUGGCAACCAGCGAGUGGUAUUCUUAUGACCAACGAUAUAAGCGACAACUCUUCAAAUCCGGAGGAAGCAGUACCCUGUAUUGCGCUUUCAAAGAAUGAUUCGUAUGUCAUGUCAGCAUCUGGAGGAAAAGUGUCAUUGUUCAACAUGAUGACCUUUAAGGUUAUGACCACAUUUAUGCCGCCACCACCUGCGGCAACUUUUCUUGCGUUCCAUCCUCAAGACAACAACAUUAUUGCUAUAGGGAUGGAGGAUUCAACUAUACAGAUUUACAACGUCAGGGUAGACGAGGUUAAGAGCAAAUUAAAAGGACAUCAGAAGAGAAUUACAGGAUUGGCAUUUUCAAAUGCUUUGAAUGUUUUGGUUUCUUCUGGUGCAGACGCACAGUUGUGUGUAUGGGGUACGGAUGGUUGGGAGAAGCGAAAGGCGAAAUUUAUCCAAACAGGACGUGCACCCCAACCUGUGGGUGACACCAGAGUACAGUUUCAUAAUGAUCAGAUCAGGCUACUUGUAGUACAUGAGACACAACUCGCAAUAUACGACGCUUCGAAGUUGGAACGCAUUCGUUAUUGGGUACCGCGAGAUUCUUUCACAGCUUCAAUUUCAAAUGCAACUUAUUCCUGCGAUAGUCAGUUGGUAUAUGCGGGAUUCGUAGAUGGAUCCAUCGGUGUUUUUGACGCGGAGAGUCUACGUCCACGUUGUCGUUUGGCGGCAUCGGUCCACAUUCCUCCUGGUGUUAGCGGAGCUACUGCAUAUCCUCUUGUGAUCGCAGCACAUCCUUCUGAAGCCAACCAGUUUGCGCUGGGGUUGAGUGAUGGGGCUGUUCAGGUUAUCGAACCUUUGGAAUCAGAGGGAAAGUGGGGCAUUGGUCCUCCCUCCGAUAAUGGAGGACCUUCAAGCGUGUCUGGACAAACCUCCAUUCAAAAUUCUGAUCAAGCUCCGAGAUGACCGACUAGUGGAUAGAGAAAUUAGGCAGAAUUCGAUAUAUUGCAAGGCAGGUCAUGAAAGCAGGAGUAUGUGUGUAUCUUUGAGUAUUGCACACAUUUAUUAGAACAUUGUAGGAGGGAGAUAGGUUCUUCAUUCAUUUUUGUGAGCACCUUGAUAGACGAACGAUGGAUGGUGGUAGUGUAUGGCAGUAGAUCGGCCGUAAGGGGUUAGGGUAGAGGGUAUUGGAGGCGAGUUAGGUGCACCUGUACAGAAAUCCUGCUUUACUCUUAAUUUCUGAAGAUGUUAUCUGUCUGUGUCGUGGCGGGCAGCAGAAGGGCCAAGAGAAGAAGCGGGGCCGGACCAUUGGUCGUUAGGAAAUGGGGUGUAGACCCUUCGAAGGGAUCCACCCGUGGCUGCUUGAAAGCCAGUGUAUACAAGCCUCAGCUAAUUGAAAUAGCUUCUUAAAUUAAGUUGCAAGUGACCUUGCCUUAGGAUUAUCU
This is a messenger RNA of Marchantia polymorpha subsp. ruderalis, 4767 nucleotides long. The record is from the annotation of a GenBank genome assembly. Lineage: Eukaryota; Viridiplantae; Streptophyta; Marchantiopsida; Marchantiales; Marchantiaceae.